UUUGAACAUGUUUCGCAUAUAUAUUGUUCUUUUGAAGAUGUGGACGAAGUUCCCUCGGGUGACACUACGGAGCUCCAAACAGGGUCUUUUAAUGACUCCUUACACACAUGCUCUGAGGAAGGUCCCUGGACCCGUGGCAGAAAGUGCCGUAGACAUAAUUGCUAUUAGCCUCGUGCCGUUCGCGAACAGGAAAGGAAGCCCCUCGGCUGAUCUUUUCGUGAUGGGUGCGAGAGUAUUGGUCAAAGUAAAGUUAUGUGUAGAGCGACGCUUCCGCUUGAAGGUUGAGAGGUUGCGUUGAACUGAACAGGGCCUACCGAACGAGGAAACUUCUUUUGUCAAUAAUAGAAAAGUUACAAUACUUUUACUUCGACGAACUUCAAACUGCAUACGGUUAUGAAGAUUCUACUGACAAAAUGUUCUUGACAAAAAUCAUAAAGAAAUCCAAUGUAGUACUAAAUCCAGUCAAACAACAGUGUAAACUGUACUCGUAUCAUACAUCAAAAACUAUAGCACAAUCUACAAUAUCUUUAAUUGGAGGUUUGCGAUUCUGCAGUGACAGCCCGCCAAAAUGUUGGAAUUGUGACUACAUGUAUAAAUCAGAGUUGUUUUGUUCAAAGUGCAAAGUAUUACAGGAAUUGCCACAGAAUUUGAGUUAUUUUGACAUCAUGGGAAUCAAGAAAGAUUAUAAUGUGGUGAAUGAAGACAUUCAUAAAAAAUAUAGGGAGUUGCAAAAAAUGCUACAUCCUGAUAAAUUUGGUAAUAAAUCUGAGAAGGAAAAGCAAAUCUCAGAGAAUUUAUCAUCUCUAGUAAAUAAAGCUUAUAGUACAUUGGCACAUCCAUUAAAAAGGGGAUUAUAUAUGUUACAAUUAAAAGGUGUAUCUAUACCAGAAGAAACCACCAGCUUGAAUCCAGAAUUUCUCAUGGAGAUUAUGGAACGUAAUGAGGAAAUAGAAAGUGCAAUAGAAGAUAAAAACAAAAUUUUAGAAUUAGCUAAAAAAUCUAAAGAAGAACUCGAUACUCUGUCAAGACAAGUAGCAGAAGCAUUUCACAAAGAAGAUAUUGAAGCAGCAACAGAAAUGUUAACAAGAAUGAAAUAUUAUGACAGCAUAAAUAAUAGGUUAAAGAAGUUGAAGCAUGACUUAGGUAUAAUAGAAUAAAUAUAUUACAAAAAAUACGAAUGUUAACCAUUAUAAAAUAUUUUCAAGA
This is a messenger RNA of Harpegnathos saltator (Jerdon's jumping ant), 1206 nucleotides long. It is a transcript of the gene Hsc20, whose product is annotated as iron-sulfur cluster co-chaperone protein HscB-like protein, mitochondrial. Gene Ontology annotation, cellular component: mitochondrion. The transcript is spliced from 4 exons. Gene Ontology annotation, molecular function: protein-folding chaperone binding; ATPase activator activity. Bases 414 to 1157 code for a protein of 247 amino acids. The record is from RefSeq and is a predicted model, not a curated record. Gene Ontology annotation, biological process: protein complex oligomerization; [2Fe-2S] cluster assembly. Lineage: Eukaryota; Metazoa; Arthropoda; Insecta; Hymenoptera; Formicidae.